GGGAAAGUGAAAAAGAAAGAGAGAGAAAGUAUUGGAGCAACGCUGGGAUUGCUAGCUCACACAGACACACACACACACACAUACAAGGAAAACAAGAACGAUGAGGGAAGGGCUGGGUCUGCUGGUGUUUCUUCUGUGCCUCAGCGUGGUCGUCUGCAGCCAUGCCUCUGUGCUUGUGGAGCGCAGCCACCGACGGCAACUCUCCCUCCACAGGCAUCGCGAGAAGGGCAAGGAGGGGCAGGUUCUUCACCGUUCCAAGAGGGGCUGGGUGUGGAACCAGUUCUUCGUCAUCGAAGAGUACACAGGACCAGACCCUGUGCUGGUAGGCAGGCUCCACUCAGAUGUUGACUCUGGUGAAGGGAAAAUAAAGUACAUUCUCUCAGGAGAAGGAGCGGGCACCAUUUUUGUUAUUGACGACAAGACAGGGAAUAUUCAUGCUACAAAGACGCUGGACCGCGAGGAACGUGCUCAAUACACGCUGACUGCCCAAGCCGUGGCCCGCGAUACUAACAAGCCGCUAGAGCCACCGUCAGAGUUCAUCGUAAAGGUACAGGACAUCAACGAUAACCCUCCUGAGUUCCUGCACGGCCCCUACCAUGCCAUGGUGUCUGAGAUGUCCAAUGUGGGUACCUCGGUCAUGCAGGUGACAGCGUCCGAUGCUGACGACCCCACAUAUGGAAACAGUGCAAGACUUGUGUACAGUAUAUUGGAGGGGCAACCUUACUUCUCAGUGGAGCCACAUACAGGGAUUAUCAGGACAGCCCUACCCAACAUGGACAGAGAGGCCAAGGAGGAAUACAAUGUUGUCAUUCAAGCCAAGGACAUGGGGGGGCACAUGGGGGGCUUGUCAGGGACCACCAAAGUGACAAUCACACUGACAGAUGUCAAUGACAACCCACCAAAGUUUCCACAGAGCGUCUAUGCUAUGUCUGUCUCAGAGGCCUCAGUCCCUGGCGAGGAGGUGGGUCGAAUCAAGGCGAAAGACCCCGAUAUGGGUGAGAAUGGCCUGAUCUCAUACCGUGUGCUGGAAGGGGAUGGUGCUGACGUUUUUGAGGUUACCACUGACUCACAGACUCAGGAGGGGGUAGUCAAGCUCAAGAAGCACGUGGACUUUGAGACCAAAAGGGCAUAUAGCUUGAAGGUGGAGGCAUCAAACCUGAUCCUAGACCCACGGUUUCUCAGCUGGGGGCCAUUCAAGGACACGGCAAUGGUGAAAAUCACGGUAGAAGAUGCAGACGAGCCCCCUCUUUUUAACUCGCCUGGGUACACCUUUGAGGUGCAGGAGAACUUGCCUGCCAACACUGUGGUGGGUCGGGUUCAUGCCAAAGACACAGAUGCUGCCAACAGCCCCAUUAGGUACACUAUUGACCAGCACACCAAUCUGGACCGCUUGUUUAAGAUUAACCUGAACGAGGGUACCAUCCAGACCACCAAACCGCUGGACCGGGAGGCCAUGGCCUGGCAUAACAUCUCCAUCAUCGCUUCCGAAGCCCGUGCAGUGGACCCUCGUCAAGAGGCCAAAGUUCAUGUUGCCAUCAAAGUCCUAGAUGUCAAUGACAACCCCCCUGAAUUUGCUGCCCAUUAUGAAGCAUUUGUAUGUGAAAACGGCAAGUAUGGCAAGCUGAUUCAUACCGUCAGUGCAAUGGAUAAGGACGAGGCAGCCAACGGACCCCGCUUUCUCUUUGAGUUAGCUCCAGAGGUCGCAAACAACCCAAACUUCACUGUCCGGGAUAACAGAGUUGACAUACAUGAUUGUGCAGGUCAGAUGAUAGGUGAAGAAUCCCUUGUGAACUUGCUGCUGCCUAUCUCCUCAGACAGCACAGCAGGGAUCUAUGUGCGCCGUGAAGGCGGGUUCAGUCGACAGAAACAGGACCUCUAUCUUCUGCCCAUCGAAAUUAAUGACAAUGGCAACCCUCCACUGAGCAGUACCAACACCCUCACUAUCCGCGUGUGUGGCUGUGACAGUGAAGGCACACUGCAAUCCUGCAACGUGGAGCCCUACAUCCUGCCUGCGGGACUUAGCACUGGGGCCCUCAUCGCCAUUCUCGCCUGCAUCGUCAUCCUACUUGUGAUUGUUGUGUUGUUCGUGGCACUGCGGCGGCAAAAGAAAGAGCCGCUCAUUGUGUUUGAGGAGGAAGACGUGCGGGAGAACAUUAUCACCUAUGACGACGAAGGCGGUGGAGAGGAGGACACAGAGGCCUUCGACAUUGCCACUCUGCAGAACCCUGAUGGUGCCAACGGUUUCCUUCCACGCAAAGACAUCAAGCCCGAGCAGCAGUACCCAGCUCGACCUGGCCUUCGGCCUGCACCAAACAGCGUUGAUGUGGACGACUUCAUCAAGACCCGCAUCUCUGAAGCGGACUACGACCCCACAGCACCCCCGUACGAUUCUAUCCAGAUCUACGGUUAUGAGGGCCGCGGCUCCAUUGCCGGCUCACUCAGCUCGCUAGAAUCGGCCACCACAGACUCCGACCUGGACUACGACUACCUCCAGAGCUGGGGUCCUCGUUUUAAGAAGCUGGCGGAUCUGUAUGGCUCCAAAGACAUGGCCGAUAACGAUGACUCUUAACGGCUGGAACCUUGUUUUUGUCUGCACCCCUUAAGAUAAUGUAGCAUAUUAUGUACUAUAAGUAUAAAACCAGUAUACCGCUGAUAUAUUUACAGUGUACUUUUUGACUGAAGUCAAAUUAUAGUGUACUACAUUCUAAUAAGGGGUCAGACCUUGAAGAGACUCCAAUUCUGAGAAGCCAAAAUAAAUAAAAUCCUCAGUAGGAUGUAUUGACCCCCACACACACACACACACACACAUGGACACACACACAAACCAUUGUAUCAAUUGAAUAGCUCUGUAUUUUCCUUUUUUAUUAUUAUAAUUAUUAUUGUUAAGAGAUCAGUUUCUAUUUAAUGAAGCCGAUGAGGGCCAGGUGUAAGACCACAGGUUUAUACUGUGAAGGAGCUCACGAAGGAAAAAUGGUUGCCUUACAUCAAAAAGAGCAGGAGUUUUGAGGACUUCUGCAGUACUCCCAUUACCCUGUUUAUAAACACUUUGUUAAUCUGAAGAAGGACAAUAAAGAAACACGCAUUAUACUCUGUUUUUAAACUUCAGAAGACAAAGUCCCUUUCCUUACUGCAAAAUGAAUACUUAAUCAUGAAGAGAAAGCUGUGAGCUCAAAUAUCGCCUUAAAUAAUGAACAAUCCUGCAGCGUAGUGCAUUUUUUAACUUAAAAAAUAAUCAUAAAGCAAGCUAAAAUCCAUAUAAUGUAUGUACAGAACAACAUGCAGGUAUCUCUCCUGAGGAUCAAACUUGCGCCUAUUGAUUCUUGUAAUUUUUUUUAAAUU
Messenger RNA from Polyodon spathula (Mississippi paddlefish), 3339 nucleotides. Its product is annotated as cadherin-11-like. Lineage: Eukaryota; Metazoa; Chordata; Actinopteri; Acipenseriformes; Polyodontidae. Gene Ontology annotation, cellular component: plasma membrane; adherens junction; catenin complex. Gene Ontology annotation, molecular function: cadherin binding; calcium ion binding. The transcript is spliced from 11 exons. Bases 101 to 2569 code for a protein of 822 amino acids. The record is from RefSeq and is a predicted model, not a curated record. Gene Ontology annotation, biological process: calcium-dependent cell-cell adhesion; cell-cell junction assembly; cell morphogenesis.